This is a messenger RNA of Phymastichus coffea, 3472 nucleotides long. RefSeq lists its product as uncharacterized. The transcript has 6 exons. NCBI's taxonomy places the organism in Eukaryota, Metazoa, Arthropoda, Insecta, Hymenoptera, Eulophidae. The record is from RefSeq and is a predicted model, not a curated record. Bases 704 to 1402 code for a protein of 232 amino acids.
ACGAUGAAAAUGACAUUUGUUUCAUCGAACCCGUUUUAUUUUAAAGGCAACAAUUAACUUUGUUGUUAUUUAAUAUAACUCAGAUUUGGCUUUUCUUAGCUGAUUGCCGCUGGGCAUGGCAUCUUUCGAACAUUGGCCCUCGGACACGAUCGUUAAAUUAAUUUAUACUUUCUUGCACCAGCUUGAAGAUAUAGUAGCAAAGAUGAUGAAGAUAACAAUGUAGGAAUGCAAAAUUGUCCCUAAAACAGCAAUCGCAGAUAAGAAAAAACAGCGCAGACUAAUAAAAAUUAUGAUCUUGGGAAAUCCAACAUAAAAAAACAAGGACAAGAAAAAAAGUGACAAUAACAUAAUAAAAGUAGCCAUAUGAAUCGUAAACAGUUGUAAUUGACCAUGGAAAUAUUUCAAACAAAGAUGGGAGAUAUAUUACGACGAGCCCGAUGAACAAAACUCUUUAAGACUUCAGCAUCAUUAUUCAUGGGAAAUUAUGGACGAAGAAUUGACGCUUGAACGUAUGAAAUAAUAUGCCAAAUGGAAAAGUCUAACCAACUAGAUUUUGAGAGAAGAUAAGAUUUUAUCUAAAAGCGUCAUUAAUCUUUAAAAAUUUCCUUAAUUUUGUAGUGCUGUGGAGUAUAUAAACGUAUGAACAAAGCACUUCCUUACUUCAUUUGACAAAUCUAACAAUUCAUUCGAAUAGUCGUCUACAAUGAUUGCGAAAAUUACUUUAGUGUUAUUGAUCAAUUUUGUGAUUGCCUACUCGGCGCCCGCUGGUGUUGAUUUGGAAAAUGUAAGCAAAUUAUCCAAUCAGGUGUUGCAAAAAGGCCAAGAAAACUUCGAACGAGGAAAAAAGACCGUAAAAGAUGUCGUGAAACAAGGCCAGAAAGGAUUUGAACAAGAAAAAGAGACGGUAGCAGAUGCUGUGAAACAAGGCCAAAAAGAACUCGAACAAGGAAGAAAGACCGUAGAAAAUACCGUGAAACAAGGUCAAAAAGGACUCGAACAAGGAAAAAAGACGGUAGAAGAUGCUAGGAAACACGGCCAAACAGAGCUUGAUCAAGCAAACAAAAUGGGAAGUGAUACUUUGCAACAAGGCCAGAAAUACGCGGAAGGUGCUGUUAAACAAGGACAACAAAUGUUUGGCGACAUCGGCCAAGUAUUCAGCGAUGGUAUCAAGCAAGGUCAGAAAGCUUUUGGCGACGCAGCUGGAAACGUUGGCCACGGCGUCAACGGAAGCAUGCGGGAAGGCCAAAAGAUGAUUGGGAAUGGAAUAAAAUCAGGCCAAGAUGCUUUUCAGCAGGGACAGAAAGUGUUCAGUAACGCUAGCAAGCAGAGCUUGGACUUAUUCAGCAGUGGAAUCAGUGCUUUUACUAAUAUUUUUGGAGAUGUCUCCAAAAAUUCGCAGUAAACUAAAGAAAUAAAGUAACUAAUGAACGACGUAAUUCGUCUAAUUUUUGUGUAAAAUUAACAUAUAUGUUAUUGCCCAGAAGAUGGAACAAUAAUUACAGAGUAUUUUUUAGUAAAGAUAUUCGUACAACAUUUUAUAUCUACUAAUACUGUAAAAUUCAGAUAAAAUCUGUUCACACAGCAAUCUCGUUCUUACAUAUAAGAAUAACCAUAUGAAUGGUUUUAUCAUACGAACCUAAUUAACAAAGUGCAACAUGUGUUAAGAAAUAAGAAAUAUAAAAGUCAAUAUUUUUUUAUUCGUAAACAUAACUUUUAUUAGGAAAUUCAUUAAAAAAAUUAAAAAAACUAUAUUUUACACAUUAGUACACUUACAUAUAAAUAUAAUACUCACAGCCAUAGACCUAGUUUAGAGUGAUUACGAGUUCUUAUUUUAGUCUAUUGCCGAAUUCAAGCCUUAAUCUUACGUGACGUAGAUAAAUUUGAAUGUUGAAUACAUAAACAUAAGAUUACAGUUUGAUGUAAGAAUUGAAUAUAAGCAUUAAUAAUAUUUUUUUGAAAUUGAGAUCAAUUCAAUUUAUCAAAAUUCCAACACUAUAAUGGUAACGGAGCUCGUUAAAAUAAUUUUAACUAAUGAUUUUCCAUUAAAAUGUGAAUAUUGGCUCAUUAGACAUUAAAAUAAGUUUUAUAUAAAGCAUAAGCUUGCCGUAGAACCGGGAUAUUGCAUAUCUUAAGGCACCAGAACCUUGUAAAUAUCGUAACUGUUAAAGCAUCUAAUACCAUAUUUGAAAGUAUAAUUUUUUAAAUGCGACUCGAAAUAUAAAAAUUAUGAAUUAAAAAUCAAAUUAAUUAGUUAAAAGUUGAUUCCAUUCGUAUAAGCAUCCAUAUAAUUUCCCAUGCUAAUAUUUAGUUUUAAGAAACGAAUCUUGGGUGUAUGUAUUAUAUUUCAGUUUAUCAUUCCAACUUGCAAAGUGAUUAGAUAUUCUUCAACAAAACUGCAUAUAAUUGCGAAGAAUUAUUUAAUAUCGCUUGACCUAAAAAAAAUCAGAAUUGUUUUGACCUUGUUGCAUACCGAAAAUGAUAUUAGUUUUACUAGGAUUUAUUUUAACAUGAAAACAAAAUUCAAACAUAUGACUUCUUUCAAUAACUGUCGAAUGAUUUCACGAAUGAGCAAAUAAUGAUUGGAAAAGGAAGGAAAAGUAGAGAAAAAUAGAAAAAAAUGUUUAGAAUCGCACGGACAAUGCUUCCAUUUCAUGUAUCUCCAAUAUAAUCUGUAUGAAAAAACUUACAAGCUAUCAAUUUGGAGAACGUUGUUAAAAAUGUGAACGAUUAUUUUUUGUACUUUGUCGAAUAAGCAAUCGAAAAUAAUAUUCAGAAUAUUUUAAUAUUCGAUCAGUAGACGUAAUAUUUUUUAAUAUAAUUAAAGGACUUUCAGUACUUUAUUAUACUGUACAUUACGUUUGACAAACAUUAUUAAUCCAUAUAUGCCGUUCGAGCAUAAAUAAACAAAUAAUAUCCGUGUUUAUAACUUAUCUGACAUGUGCCGCACUCGUUUAUUUGAUUUAUAGUAAUAGGAUGACUGUUUCAACUAAGAAUCAUGAAUAUUUUAUAAAGUAAACGAGAACAACGAGAUCAAUCAACUCAAAAAUCAUCAUGACCAAAAAAAAAGCAUGGAAACAUUGUUGUAUAAAAAAAUCAAUAAUCAUAAUAUCAUGGACGUCAUAAAAUUAAUGUUGACCAUGGCGCUAUGAACAUCAUGGAUAUCCUAAAAAAUAACGAUAUUUACUAAGGUUGUAUAUUAGAAAGCAAUGUCGGUUCCGGUCAAAGUAAGUCAUUAUGAACAACAGCUAAUUCUAAACAUGUGCAUAAAGAAACGAGGAAACGAACAAAAUAAUGUUCAAUACCACAGUUGUGGAUGUGGGAUCCAUAAUAGACAGAAUCCCAGUUCACUGCUAUUAUCUUAGUCAUAAAAUGAAUAGACGGAAAAGGUUAUUACAAAAAUUGUAUAUCGAAUAAUCAAUGCCCGAAAUAUAUUUAGAUUUUUAAAAAUUGCCAAUACUGCGUUUAUUUAACU